Molecule: messenger RNA, 857 nt
Organism: Phascolarctos cinereus (koala)
Lineage: Eukaryota; Metazoa; Chordata; Mammalia; Diprotodontia; Phascolarctidae
Gene: CSF2
Product: colony stimulating factor 2
Biological process (GO): immune response; myeloid cell differentiation
Cellular component (GO): extracellular region
Molecular function (GO): granulocyte macrophage colony-stimulating factor receptor binding; cytokine activity; growth factor activity
Source: RefSeq, a predicted model, not a curated record
AUGGAUGAUGAAACCCUGUCAGAAAGACAGGAGAAAUUUGGCUUCCUGGAACUGAAAUCAGACCCAUUUCUGCUGCUGAUAGCAGUGAACAUGGUAGAAGGGGGAGGCACUCAGGGGCUUUCGAAAACACAAGGACCUGUAAAGAAUGGGAUUGGAAGAAUUAUUACCCCAUACCUCAGGCAAAGAAAUAGGAGCCUAUUUCACAGCCCAUGUCCUUUGCACUGCUCAGGAGGUCACAAUCAAGAAAAGCACUUGGCACCCAUCACUCCGAAAACAAGAGAACCCGACCUGGAGACUAUCAUUGCUCAAACUCUGGAAUUAUCACGUAAUAUCACUAUGGACCCAGGAAAGGAUAGAGAGGUGAAAAUUGUUUCAGAGGAAUUCAACAGGCAGGAGCCCAAAUGCAUACAGACACAUAUAAAGACUUUUUCUGAUGGUUUACAUGUAAGGGACCAAGCAAUCAAGAAAAACCUAGAAAGGAUUGCUGCACGCUUCAAUGCUUCUUCCUGUCCCGCACUCGAUGAAACUUCCUGCAGCUUCCGAAUACCUGAUCAUGAAGAAUUCAAAACUCAAUUAAUUCAGUUUUUAGAAGAGAUCCCCUCUGACUGCCAGAACCUGAAACCUCCAUCAUCUGCUAAGAACUGACCUGCACCAAAGCCUUCACUGUCCAGAGCCUGUCUCCUUUGCCCCCUCAGGGAAACAGAGCCCAGGCCAAGACUGAGUUUUCAGUCUGGCAAGAGACUGGGCUACUAGCUUCAGCUCCACAGGAUCUCCCAGGUGCAAAGGGCUCCCGGGGUCCUAAAUGGGGUCAGGUUCUGUUACGUUUACAUGGACCUCUACAUAAACUUUGGGACUCG